This is a messenger RNA of Neurospora hispaniola, 1644 nucleotides long. Its product is annotated as peptidase S28. Gene Ontology annotation, biological process: proteolysis. Gene Ontology annotation, molecular function: serine-type exopeptidase activity; dipeptidyl-peptidase activity. The transcript is spliced from 3 exons. The coding region runs from base 1 to 1644 and encodes 547 amino acids. The record is from RefSeq and is a predicted model, not a curated record. Lineage: Eukaryota; Fungi; Ascomycota; Sordariomycetes; Sordariales; Sordariaceae.
AUGAGGUUCUUCUCCGCCGCCACCGCGCUUCUAGCGGCCGCCUCCACCGCCCAUGCCGCCUUCUUCAAGACCAUCGGCAUGGAAAUUGGUCCCAUCGACGACCACAUCGAGUCCCUCAACAAGCGCGCCCAAGUCGAAGGCACUUCUGGCUACGGCACCUUCGACCAGCUGAUCGACCACAACACCCCCGAGCUCGGCACCUUCAAGCAGCGUUUCUGGUAUGGCUUCCAAUACUGGAAGGGCCCCGGCUCGCCCAUCAUCCUUGUCAACCCCGGCGAGCAGGCCGCCGAUGGUUUCAAUAAGUCGUACCUCUCCGACCAGCGUCUGGCCGGUUGGAUGGCCAAGGACAUGGGCGCCGCCGUGGUGAUCAUGGAGCACAGAUACUGGGGCAAUUCCAGCCCCUUCGACGAGUUGACGGUCAAGAAUCUGCAGUAUUUGACGCUGGAGAACUCGCUGAAGGACAUCAACUACUUUGCCGAGCACAUUGAGCUGCCCUUCGACAAGACCAACGGCAGCAAGCCUGCCAACGCCCCUUGGAUCUUCUCCGGUGGUUCUUACUCGGGCGCCCUGGCCGGUUGGCUGGAGGCGCUGUACCCGGGCACCUUCUGGGCGUAUCACGGCACUUCUGGUGUGGUCGAAACCGUAGGACACUUUUGGACCUAUUUCAUCCCUGUCCUGGAAGCGACGCCGCAGAACUGCACCAAGGAUUUGACCGCUGUUAUUGACUUUGUCGAUUCCGUGUUGCUGCAUGGUACUCCCAAGGCCAAGCGUGAGCUCAAGUCCAAGUUCAAGCUGCAGGACUUGACUGAUGCCGAUUUUGCUUCUGCCAUUGAGAGCGGCCCCUGGAGCUGGCAAUCCACCCAGUUCUACUCGGAAAAGACCACCGGUUACACCCCUUACUACCGCUUCUGCGACUACGUGGAGAACGUCUGGCCCAACUCGACCAACAAGGUCCCUGGGCCACUCGGUGUUGGCAUCAACAAGGCCCUCGACGGAUACGCCAAGUGGUUCGUCGAGGAAUCUCUUCCUGGCACCUGCGAGUCUUCUGGCUACGACGCUUUCAAGGGCGAGGAUAACGUUCUCUGCUUCCAGAACCAGAACGCUUCCAACCCCAUUUUCCACGACUUGUCGGUCAACAACGCCUACAACCGCCAGUGGAAUUGGUUCCUCUGCAAUGAGCCCUUCGAAUGGUGGCAAGAUGGCGCCCCUCUUGGCCGCCCCUCCAUCGUCUCUCGCCUCGUCGACGCCGACUACUGGCGCAAGCAGUGUCCGUUGUGGUUCCCCGCCGAGAAGGGCUCCAACGCCACCUAUGGCAUCAAGCAGGGCAAGCGCGCCGAGGACGUCAACAAGUGGACCGGCGGUUGGAAGCACACCAACGGCACGCGCAUCAUGCAGGCCAAUGGUUCCCUUGAUCCCUGGAGAGACGUUACCCUGUCGUCCAAGUUCCGACCCGGUGGUCCCUUCAAGGGCAACAAGAACCACCAGGUUCGCGUCAUCGAGGGCGGUACUCACUGCUCCGACUUUUACGGUCCCAACUGGAGCGCCAAUGAGGGCAUCAAGAAGGUUGUCGAAGAGGAGGUCGCUCAGAUGGGACAAUGGGUGGCGGACUUUUACAAGAAAAAGGGGAUCACUAGGCCACAGUAA